Messenger RNA from Cyphellophora attinorum, 1551 nucleotides. RefSeq lists its product as uncharacterized. The coding region runs from base 1 to 1551 and encodes 516 amino acids. The record is from RefSeq and is a predicted model, not a curated record. The transcript has a single exon. Lineage: Eukaryota; Fungi; Ascomycota; Eurotiomycetes; Chaetothyriales; Cyphellophoraceae.
AUGGCAUUGGUACAGAACUGGGCGAGAGAUGUGGUUCGCAGCCACACGUCUACGUUGAUCUGGUCUGCGCUCGUGCUAGGCCUCGUCGGUGUUAUCGCAUUGACCCUGAGCGCACAGCAAAGACGGACGAUUUUGGAUCAUUUAGGACUUACCGCACCAAGAAUACCGAACCUAGAAGUACCGAGAUCACCAUCACUUGGACAAAAAGCAGUUCCGCCCACUCGAGGUGAGUAUGCGACGACCCUUCCACCGUCGCAAAGACACGUGUUAGAUAAGGUGCGACUCUCGUUGCCGGAUGGCCAGAACGUUGGGCUCGGCGAGGUGGUUGUGGAUGAGGACACUUUCUACCAAAACCUCGUGGGAUUCGAAGAAGACUAUCGAGAAUGUGAUCAGAACAAGUUUCUGCCCAGUGGACUACGAAUCCGGGAGAUCGAUGAGAUAGGCGACUUCCCGGACUUCGAGCUUCUGACUGAAGUUUCACACCCACGUCCGUACCAUGAAUUCGACAUCGACAAAGCACUUCCACGUCCCUACCGGCCGCUUCGAUGGCCCUACCACCAGACCAUGUCCUUGUCAAAGCUUGAGCCAGACUGGUGGAUAGAGCUCGAGAGCAGCUAUCGAGCCCGAAUAGCGCAGCGGAAGACCUUGUUUGAGAAAGAUGGUGAAGCCAUUCUGGCAUACCUGCCAGGCUCUGACCUUGCCUGCAAGGAGCUGAUGGAGAUGGCACUACAAUACGUAGUGCACCGCUACCCGCAUUACUUCUCGUUGAGCCACAACAUUCCUAGCAGCAACGGCGAUCGCGAGACAACGACCAUCUUCCACAACAAGAUCCUUAACGUUUCCACAGAUGUGUACUCCAUACAUCCACUCCACGUACUGCUCGAGCAUAUACCCGAAGACUUCGUCCUGAUGCUCCGCGACCCCAACACUGGUCAAUACAUCUUCCGGGCGGGGAUGAUUUGUUCCUCUCUAGGCUGGAAUCUGGGCUCCAAGUUUGGCUUGCAGCUGGCACAAAUCCACCAUCCAGUCCCACACUAUGAGUCUAAGAUGAAGUUCAGUAUGGACCGGUUCUUUGCCAAACUACCCUGUAGCAGACCCAUCCAGCGCGGCUCGUGGGGCUUCGAAGUCGAUCAGCCGCUCUACAUGGCGCCUGGCGAUCCGGCUGAGGAAUUGUACAAGAAGCAACAAUACCCUGGCUUGACGGCUGAACGGAUUCAUGUGAGGGUAGAUUGGCAGACUUUAAGGCGCCUGCCUCUCUCGGCCGGAAUCGUCUUCAACUUCAAGGCGCUGUUCACGCCGUUGACGGAGUUGAGGGACGAGCCGUACGUGCCGAGCUUGUGCUUGAAAGUGCUGAGGGAGGGCAAUGAGGGUAUUCUCAAAUACAAAAACACGUGGCAUACAGAACAUGUGGUGGUCCCAGCACUCGAAGCAUACGAAGCGGAGCAGAUCAGUAAGGGCAUCAUGAAGGAGGACUGGGAAGCACAAACUUUGGAUGAGUCGCCCUUCUUUCCAGGCUGGGAGGCUAAAUGGAGGGCGAGGCAGGGCUUCUAG